AUGGAGCUCGAGGAGGGGGACGAGCUGGCCCGGCUCCGCUCCCUCUUCGUGGCCUGCGACGUGCGGGGCUCGGGGCGCAUCGAGCGGGCGGAGUUCGGCUCGCUGUGCGCCGAGCUGCGGGUGAGUCCGGCCGAGGCCGAGGCGAUCUUCCGGCGGCUCGACACGGACCGCGACGGGGCCAUCACCUUCCAGGAGUUCGCCCGCGGCUUCCGCGGGGCCAGCCAGCGGCCGCCGGGGCAGGACGAGGAGGAGGCGUGGGGCGCGGCGGGGCCGAACCAGCCCUGGCGGGAUUUCGAGCUGCGGCUCGGGAGCGAGGCCAGAUACAUCCCCAGGCAAGAGCAGGCCAGUGUUUUGUAUGCGAACAUCAGCUUAGUGGAACCAAGAUUAAUUCAGCCUUAUGAACAUGUUGUUAAAAACUUCAUCCAAGAGAUCAAACUUCAAAGCAUGGAGAUGGAAAGCUUGGCCAUAGCUGUAAAAAGAGCUCAGGAUAAAGCAGCAAUACAACUCAGUGAGAUGGAGGAGGAGAUGGAUCAGCGGAUACAGGCUGCAGAACACAAAGUCAAGAAGGAAGAGAAGCGGAAAGCUGAAGAGGCAUUAAAUGAUCUCAAGCGUCAGUAUGAGAAUGAAGUUGGUGAACUUCAGGUGACAAUAAAAAAACUUAAAAAGCUGGAAGAACAGUCCAAGAACAUAAAUCACAGAGAAGAUUUGGCUGAAUUAAAAAAAAGAAUACAUGAAUUGUCGUGGGAAAAUCAGAAACUUAAAAAAGAUCUUUUAGAAGCACAGACAAGUAUAGCUUUUCUUCAGAGUGAAUUAGAUACUUUGAAAAGUGAUUAUGCAGAUCAAAGUUUGAGCUCAGAAAGAGACCUGGAAAUGGUCCGAGAAUACACUGAAGACAGAGAGAGCCUGGAAAGACAAAUUGAAAUACUUCAAUCAGCUAACAGAAAACUACAUGACAGCAAUGAUGGUUUAAGGAGUGCACUAGAAAACAGUUUAAGCAAAUGCAACAGAUCACCGCGUCUAACAAACAUCUCCCCGGGAAAUACAAUUACUAGAAGCAGCCCCAAAUAUAAUGGUGGCCAGUCUCCUCAAAAUCCACGAUAUGACAGAUCAUCUCGUUCUUCCUUUGUGGAUGAAGAUGAGUGUUUAGCCCUUUGUGACCCUCUGCAAAGCAUAAACUGUGAUGCUGAUAGCUUGUCUGAAAGCUGCUUUGACAGUGGUUUGUCUACCUUGAGAGACUCAAACGAAUAUGAUUCAGAAGUGGAAUGGAGACAUCAAAGAAGCUUUCAAAGGCCACACUGUAUGCAGGACAGUUCUGGUGGUGAUGCUUCUGAUACAGAUGUUCCGGAGAUCAGGGAUGAAGAGGCUUAUAGCCCUGACAACAGCAGUACAGCAGAAGACUGGAAAUCCUCCCAACCAGUCAGUCGAAGCAGCUCUAGUGCUUCAACAAGGAGGUGUCUCCCUGCCCUCUCGCCACAGACAGACACAAUAGACUGUAACCUGAAGUACCCUAAUUCAGAGAAGGCUUACAAGAUCGUUCUUGCUGGAGAUGCAGCAGUAGGGAAAUCCAGUUUCCUUAUGAGACUUUGCAAGAAUGAAUUUCGAGGAAACACCAGUGCAACUCUGGGAGUUGAUUUUCAAAUGAAAAGGCUUGUUGUUGAUGGAGAACCUACAGUGCUCCAGUUAUGGGACACAGCAGGACAGGAGAGAUUUCGAAGUAUUGCCAAGUCGUAUUUUAGAAGAGCAGAUGGUGUGUUACUGUUGUAUGAUGUGACGUGUGAAAAGAGUUUUCUUAAUGUACGAGAAUGGGUGGAUAUGAUUGAGGAUGCAACUCACGAGAAUAUUCCAAUCAUGAUGGUGGGUAACAAGGCAGAUCUUCGCCAAACAGUUUCAGAACAAGGACAAAAAUGUGUAUCAAUCAACUAUGGAGAAAAAUUGGCCAUGACUUAUAAUGCACUCUUUUGUGAAACAAGUGCUAAAGAUGGAUCUAAUAUUGUAGAAGCAGUUCUUCAUCUUGCUCGUGAAGUGCGAAAAAGAAGUGACAAUGAAGACACAGGGUCCGUAACCAACCUGGCUGAGCCAACUGUCAAAAAAUCGACACUAAUGAAGAACUGCUGUAAUAUAUAAUUAACAAAUUCCCUUUCUGCCCUAAAUAAUUUUACUUUUGUAUUUUUAUCACUUUUAAAAAUGAAGGAUUUACAUGAAGUUGUUCUCCUUACUAUGGAUUUAUAUGUAUACAGUAGUUGCAAAACUUGAGAAAUUCAGAUCCUACUUUCUGCUGCUCUGCACUGGUGCACUUGCCAUGCCUCACAGGCUGUGGUUUGAUCUCACUUAUAUCAGUGUAUGUCAAUAAAAUAGAGAAAUUACAUUGGUUUAAAAAUGGGUCUGAGAUCAGAAUCAAGGCUUCUACUUUUGCCGGGAAUUUAUGAUCGUCAGUACAGUACUGUAUUUUCAUUUCAUUCAUCUAGACAUUUCCUUAAAAAGUGAAAGCGGUUUCACAAACUGAAGACACUAUAAUAAUUUAUUUUAAACCCAGGAUAUUCAGAGCCCAGGGGAAAUUCCAUCGUUACUUCAUCUAAUUUUGCCUAGGACCACAAAUGUAGGUCAAAUUAGACCUACAUAAAAUAUUUACAACAAACCACCCAGCCACUUGAAAGUUACCUAGGUUUGUCCAAGUUUGUCAAAAAGACUUGUCAAAUUUUUGAACUUUUCAAGUGAGCUAGCUGAGUUUUGAGCAUACCUCAGCAAAUAUAUGGUGUUACAUCUAUAAAGCAAAACUCACGUCUGAUCCCACACAGAUCAAACCUGGAGGAAAUACUUGCAUGAAUCCUGCAAAGCAAAAAGGCAAAUUAUAUACUGCUCUAACUGCAAGAGAGGUCACAGUAUCUGCAGGAUUUAGGAACACUAGGAUGAAUUAACGAUACAUUUCCUGCCUGUUUAUAAAUGAGACUGUUACUAUUAUUAUAGGGGAAUGUGAAUUGCCCCUUCCCUCUUGUUCUUCAAAUGUUUGCCAUUGAUAUAUAUGACAAUUUAGAGAGCUAAAGUGAUGGACUCUAAUAAUACAGAAGAGUCUGUAGUAAUCUGUUUUCUUAGUGAAUCUUUAGGCCUUAAACCACCUGUUAGCAGCUGUACGUACACAAGACUCCAUAUUAAAUUUUUAUUAAAGGAAUCAUUCAGCAUGACCACGAGCCACUUUCCAAAAAUCGGCAAUACUGUUCCCAUCAAGGUAAGGCCAAGGACUCUCAGCUCCACAUGAAGUCAGUGGGUGCUGCAGAUGCUCAAUCUCUCUGAAAUUCAAGAAAUUGGUUUUAUUGAGUUUUCUAAAAAUCUCAUAGUUUAGUACAUAUUUUAAACUCAAAGCCUAAAAUCAUUAAUGUAAAAAUGACACUAUUAUAGUAUAAUUAUUAAAGUAGGAGUACAAAAAAGCAUCACACCCUAGUGACUUUGUUUAGUCUUUUGUUCCGUUACUUAGGGCCAGUCCUGUAAAUAUUUAAGCAUGUCAGUGACACUUGCCUGCAGAUAGUCCCAUUAAAACCAAUUCAUGUUUAUAGGUAUUUGCAGGAUCAGGAGCUUGGGGCCCAAUCCUCCUCCUGUUAAAGUAAAUGGCACAGCUCCCACUGACUUCAAUGGGAGUACUGUUAGGACCCUUAAUGGCUGAGCAAACUAUUUCAGCCUUUUUUUUGUGUAUAUUAGAAACAGGUCUCAAGUUGCAACCAGCCUGCCUAGUGUCAGACUUAGGUGAAGUUUUAGGGUCUGACCUCAAACCUGUGAAAAAGUGGAUACUAGCUGUAGCAAUAUUAGAUAUUUUCUGAGCCACUACAUCUCAAGAGUAUAGACUGUGACUGAUAUUGUUAAUUUUUAUAAAAUAUGGACUUUCCUAGAGUAGUAUCACCUGGCAUUUUGUUUUGUUUUUUUAAAUGCUUUUUAGGUAUCCUUUUAAAGCUAUGUUUUCUCAGAGAUUUUAUCCUCAAGCAACUAAUCCUGAGCAUUUUCCAGCAAGGCAAAGAAACUAUAAUGCCAAAUAAAAUUGGCACAUCCAUUAUUUCUGUAUAUUUUGGCCUCAUAAAAGAAAAUGUACUUGGGACCAGAUCAUGACCCAUAAUAUCCAUGAGCUGAGGGGAACCUUUGGACACAGAUCUAUCUUAUCCCACAUGGGAGGGGUAAGGAGUCACCUACUUAUGCAGCACCAUCCUACCCCACCUGGCAGAAACAUCUCUGUGGCUCUUGGGUCUGUGCUGGGGGAGGUGAGAGGCUGGGAGAAGUGAGCAAGCUAGGCAUAUGGCCAUGGAAUAUAAGCAGAAAAGAUAGUGCAGCCAUUUUUCUACAAGGGCAGUCAUGACCGGGGGAGCUUGGCUUUGCUGUCAAGGAGAAGAUAUCAGUGCAGAUCACUGGGAAUCCAGGAUUUCUUCAGUGAGGGAUGAGGGUUAAUCCUCCCCCUCCACCUUCCAAAGGAGUGAGUUGAGUGGAGCUCCACAAGGGUUUCUGGAGAUUUCCUCCUCCAGAGCCCACUCCUGUGGAUGUUAUCAAGAGGGAACAUAAUCCAGUUUUUGGCUUCUAAAAGCCUAGGCUGACAAUAUAUAGGCUUUCAAAUUAUUAAUCUGUUUGAAAUUGACCUUCCCAGUAAGAAGCUAGAUUCAUAUUAACUCUUUAUUUCAAUUCAAGUUAUUGCUCAUUUAGUGCUGAUAACUUCUGCCCACUCUUACUGCCACUCCAGAAUUUUUCCCAAUAAUUGCUGUCUUUCCUGUUUAAAAAAAAAAUAGGCGAGAGAGAAGUCAGAACAAUCACAGGUUACCUUUCAUUUCAUUGACAAUGAAGGAGAAAUAAGCUAUCCUUGAAAAUUCUGCAGGAACAUUUUAAAGUAAUGAAACUGUGUCAUGCUAGUAUUCAAAAGAGAAAUACCUUCAGCAAUGAAGUGAGUAGAGUCCUAUGCCUGUACAGAGUACAGCUGAAGUCAGUAAUGUCAAUAGCCUGACCAUUUAGUUCUCUCUGUGGAAUUGGUGUCUUGGGCAGUUCUUGUUGAUUUUAAUGACCAGACGUGUGUUUAGGGAUUUUGCCAAUAUUUUAUCACUUGAAUCUAUUUUUUUAAACAAUGUGACUUUUGUUUUGCAUUUGUGUGGGCUAUAGCUAUAGCUGUGUGGGUUUCCACCUUGAAACAAUUUUUUUAAAAAUUAAAAAAAGUGUAAUGGUCAAAAUAGUAUCAGCCAGGUUUCAUCCUGGAAUGUGUUUUAUGGUCAACUUUUAUAAAUUCUUAGAAAAAGAAAUGAAAAUGCGGUGUCACUGGGCCAAAUUCUGUACUCAUUAUAGGCAAUAGAGUUGCAGAGUGCAGCUCUGGACAGAAUUUUGCUCACUGGCCAUAGCAGUGUGAAGAGCUCUUGUCAUAGUUACAUUUCAUAAGCCUCUUUUGCAAUUAGAGCAGUUUUUUAAGCCCUGAUGGGAUUCUGCUGACUCAGUGAGUGUCCACACAGGCUUCAUAAGGGUCUGUGCUACUGUAACCAAUUGUAGGAUUUGGACCUAUAUAUGUGUGUGUGUAUAUAUAUACACAC
Messenger RNA from Gopherus evgoodei (Goodes thornscrub tortoise), 5540 nucleotides. It is a transcript of the gene RASEF, whose product is annotated as RAS and EF-hand domain containing. The coding region runs from base 1 to 2124 and encodes 707 amino acids. The transcript has 17 exons. The record is from RefSeq and is a predicted model, not a curated record. NCBI's taxonomy places the organism in Eukaryota, Metazoa, Chordata, Testudines, Testudinidae. Gene Ontology annotation, molecular function: calcium ion binding; GTP binding; GTPase activity.